This is a messenger RNA of Xylaria bambusicola, 925 nucleotides long. RefSeq lists its product as uncharacterized. The coding region runs from base 213 to 578 and encodes 121 amino acids. The record is from RefSeq and is a predicted model, not a curated record. Lineage: Eukaryota; Fungi; Ascomycota; Sordariomycetes; Xylariales; Xylariaceae. The transcript has a single exon.
CGUAAUGAGUGAGUGAGUGAGUGAGAUUUCUCAAACAAGAUGUAUAAAUCACCCUCAAACACCCGUCAUAAUUAUCGAACACCAUCACUAUCACCAUCGCACAAGUACAAGUACAGCCCUCCCUAGCAAACUUCCGUCGUCUUAAUCAAACCUGCUCUCUUCAUCUCUUGAAUCGAUUACGUAUCCAAUCACGCCAACCAACACAAUCCAAAAUGCGUGCCACAUCCUUCGCUGUCUUAGCCACUGCCGCUGCCACUCUCGCCAGUGCAGCCCCAACCUGCCAGACCCCACAAACCGCUACAGUCGUUGUCGAGACAGCGCACGGUGGCGCAUUCAACGACCGCACCAACGUAACUAUCUCUGUUCCCGUCGGGCCUGUGUACGUCAACGGAGAUGCUUUAGCCGCCGUCUCGACCCUCUACUUGCUCGGCCCAGACACUGUCACCUGCAGCCCUUUCAAGGCCCAGGACGGCACCGUCAACGGCGGCUUACCUUUCACUGUCGGCCAACCCUCGCUACUGUCCACCAACAGUGUCGUCGUCGGUAGUCUUGUUUGCACACCCUUGACACCUGCUUAAGAGUCGCUCAGGUUGCAGUAGAGCUACACACGAUAUGGCCUCUCAAUCAGGCAGAGCACCAGGGCAUAUGAAGGGCUACAGUCUGUAACUAGACUAGUAUCGCUUUACUACUACAUUGAUCCAUCUCGCGGUGGCAUGAGAUAAGAUGUACAAAUUUGAAUAUUCUUUGGGUUAAUAUAAUUCACUAUUUCCUCAGGUUUGGCUAUCAGAAAUAGACCAUGAGGUGAGGGGUAGAAGGGUAAAAGGGGGUUUGGCAAUGUCGUGGAGCAGCUAAAUAGAUAAUAACCUUAAAUAUGACACGUUCGUGUGAGCUCAUAAUUAGACAACAGAAAUAUAAUUGCAUUCAA